Messenger RNA from Boleophthalmus pectinirostris (great blue-spotted mudskipper), 8255 nucleotides. RefSeq lists its product as uncharacterized. Gene Ontology annotation, molecular function: actin binding; structural molecule activity. Gene Ontology annotation, cellular component: cytoskeleton; plasma membrane. The record is from RefSeq and is a predicted model, not a curated record. NCBI's taxonomy places the organism in Eukaryota, Metazoa, Chordata, Actinopteri, Gobiiformes, Gobiidae. The transcript has 35 exons. Gene Ontology annotation, biological process: cortical actin cytoskeleton organization. Bases 129 to 6878 code for a protein of 2249 amino acids.
UUGAGCACAACAAAGCAUGUGUCGCUCCGCUACGCUCUGACUCCCAUCGACAUACGGAAUACGCGCUUUUAUCGGAUUUUGUGUGUUUUUUCUUCUACUUUGAUGCAAAUCUUAGAAUAGUGGCUGCCAUGACGACAGAGGCGAGUGCUCUGAGUGAAGCGGACACUGAGGGGAAGCAGACAGCCAGUCCCACUGAACCUGAACCAGAGAACAAACAGAACCCAGAGCCAGAGGAGGGGGAGUCCUCCGCUGCCAAGGCCCAGGCCCAGGAGCAGGCCUCUGAUCCUGGGCACGCAGAGGCAGCAGUCACCCCCGAAGAGGAGCAACUGAAACCACGCACCAGGACCUCUGCUGGUAAAGGCCUGUCCAAACUCUUCUCCAAUUUCCUCAAGCGACGCUCACAGUGCUCAGAGGGAGACGGCUUUGAGGUGGAGAAAGCCAAGGAGGACAAGGCUGACAUAGAGGCAAAAGUUGAGAAAGUAGAAGAAAAAACGACUGAAGAGAAAAACGAAGAGAAGGAGAACAAAGCACAAGAGGCAGCGGCCGAGGUGAAAGAAGAGAAAAAAGAGGAAAAGGUAGAACCUGCAGAAGACAAGAAGAAAGAGGUGGAAAAAACUGAAAAGAAAAGCAGCAAGAAAAAGAAAAAAGAGGUCAAGAAAAAAAGUGAAGACAAGACGAAAAAAGUAGAGGAUAAGGUCAAAACAGAAGCUCCAAACUUAAAAAAAGAGGAUGCAACCAUAAAAAAAGAGGAUGCAAAUGUAAGAAAAGAGGAUGAAAAGGUAAAUCUAGAGGAGGUAAAAGUAAAACCAGAGAAGGAAGAAGCAAAGGAGGAAACAGUUGCUGAAAAAGUAGAAGAAAAAGUAGAGACAAAAGUAGAAGCUGAAGAAGAAGGGCCUGCUAAAGAGGAAACAAAAAAGAGUGAGAUUAAGAAGGAGGUAAAGAUCGACAAAAAGGAGGCAAAGAAAAAGGAAAAGGAGGAAAAGGAAAAGAAGAAGGAAGAAGAGAAAGCAAAGAAAAAAGAAGAGGAGAAGGCACGGGAGGCUGAGAAAGCUAAAAAGAAAGAGCAGGAGAAAAACAAGAAGGAGGAGGAAAAGGCAAAGGAGGCCAAAAAGAAAGAGGAGAAAGCAAAAGAGGAGAAGAAGAAAGAGGAAAAAGUAAAGGAGGAGAAAAAAGAGGAGAAGAAGAAAGAGGAGGAAACAAAAAAGCAAGAAGAGGAAAAAACAAAAGAAGAAACUAAAAAAGAGGAGGUGAAAAAGAAACCAGAGGAAAAACCAAAAGAAGAGACUGAGAAGAAAGAAGAGAAGUCAAAAGAGGAGGUGAAAAAGGACGAACAGAAAACUGACAAACCAAAGAAAGAAGAAGAAAAAGGGAAGAAAAAGGACAAGGGCAAGAAGGGUAAAAAGGGGUCUGCUGUAGAACAGGUCAAAGCGCCCAUCGCAGAUCCAGAACCAGAGCUCAAAACUGAACCAGACAUUGAGCCAGCUCCAGACCAGCGCUCUGUCGGCAGUGCAGAGCAAGCUCCUGGGGAAGACAAAGAGGAUCCUGAAGUAAAGGAGGAGGCAGGGACAGAAGAAGUGAAGGAGGACGGCGAAAAGAUUGAGCCUUCAGCAAAAGCUGAAGAGAAAACAUCGAAGGGAGAGAAAAAGUCUAAACCACAGGCAAAGAAACCUGCUAAAGACAAGAAAACAGAAGAGGCAAAAGGCGCCAAAGGCCGACAGAAGACCAUGCAGUGCAAAGUCGCAUUACUGGACGACACUCUGUUUGAGUGUGAGCUCGAUAAACAUGCUAAAGGCCAGGAGCUGUUCACUAAGGUGUGUGACCACCUCAAUCUAUUGGAGAAAGAUUACUUUGGUCUUGCACAUUGGGAAUCCUCGUCUAGUAAGACGUGGGUUGACCUCACAAAAGAACUUCGAAAACAGGCCCCAGGAGGCAUUUAUGAGUUUACAUUCAACGUAAAGUUUUACCCCCCUGACCCAGCCCAGCUCACUGAGGAUCUCACCAGGUACUGUCUAUGUCUCCAGCUGAGGAAAGACAUCCUGCGUGGGGUUCUGCCCUGCUCCUUUGUGACUCUGUCUUUACUGGGCUCCUACACAGCUCAGUCCGAGCUUGGAGAGUAUGACCCUGAGGUCCAUGGGACAGACUAUGUGAAGGAUCUGAACCUGGCUCCUGGACAGACCAAAGAGCUGGAAGACAAGGUCAUUGAGCUACACCGCACAUACAGGUCAAUGAGUCCAGCCCAGGCAGACAUGCUGUUUCUAGAAAAUGCCAAGAAACUCGCCAUGUAUGGAGUGGACCUUCAUCAAGCUAAGGAUCUUGAAGGUGUUGACAUCACACUAGGUGUUUGUGCCAGUGGACUCAUGGUUUACAAGGACAAACUCAGGAUCAAUCGUUUCCCUUGGCCUAAAGUGCUGAAGAUCUCCUACAAACGAAGCAGCUUCUUCAUCAAGAUCAGGGCAUCAGAGCAAGAACAGUACGAGAGCACCAUUGGGUUCAAGCUGCCAAAUUAUAAAGCCUCAAAGAAACUGUGGAAAGUUUGUGUGGAGCACCACACCUUCUUCAGAGUUUCAUCAGUGGAGCCCCCUUCCUCUCGGCGCUUCCUUGUGUUGGGUUCAAAGUUUCGUUACAGUGGACGCACUCAGACUCAGACCCGCCAGGCCAGCUCCAUGAUCGACCGGCCUGCUCCUCGCUUCACACGCUCCGCCAGCAAGAGGCUGUCCCGCAACCUGGAUGGAGGCAGGUGUGAGGAGGAUGACUGGUCAGACUAUCUGCAGUCCACCAGAGUCCAGUCUCCUCCUGGGCUCUCAGUGACAGAGGAGAGUGUACAGACUGACCUCGGAGUCAGUCAGACGUGGCCUGAGCUGCUGCAGCCAGGACCAGGGAAGGACGAAUGGACUACACUGCUCCAUCGACACCCUCCUUUUCCUUUUACGCCAUCAUUUACUAUGGUUACACAGCCAGUGGAACUUAAUUUGACAAAGAUGAACUCUGUAGAAAGGCUGUUUCAACCUGUGCCAAAGCAGACAGAUGACUGGUUCUUGUACUUUGACCGCAGUAGUGUGUUGAAAGGGGGCACUAUUUCAUACCAGCUCCAGCAAAGGGAAAAGCUCUCUGUAGAAAUAACCACUGAGGAAGUGAUUGAGAGGAGACAGGAAACAGUCACUUUAGUGGAUACGUUGAAGGAAGUGGAUGUUUUAGAAAGACGCCUGAAAGAAGUGAGAGAUUUAGAAGAUCGACUUCAACAAGUAGAUGAGCUACAGGAAAGACUUCAGGAGGUCAUUGAGGAGGAGCUAGGAAAAGAAGAGGUGGUUAGGCUCAGGGAGGAGGAAAAAGACGGCGAAAUACGACUAAAAACUAUUAUACGAACAUCAAAGAAAACAGAGGGAGAUGUGGAUGAGCUGGAAGAUGAAAUUAAAAGGGUAUUUCUCAAAGAUUUCCUGUCUGAAGAAGAGAAGGCCAGGCUGCAGCAGGGCCUAAUGGAAUCUAGAGACCAGAGCGUAGGUAUGGAAAGUUUGAGGGAAAAGCUUGGUCAGAUAGAAAAAGAGUGGAGAGAAGAUAUGGAGAAGGAGCUUAGCCUGUCAGAUAUUGGAACCACUGCUGUUGUAACAUACCAGGUGGAGAGAAGGAUGAAGAAAAUAGGGACACUUGUGGAUGAAACAAUUGAAAUAAAAGAUAUGCCAAAAGGGAGAGUUGAGACAACAUCUAUAAUAAGGAGGACAGAAGUGCUUGAGGAGAGGGCUAGUAGCUUUACAAAACCAAGCCAAUCUGACAAUAAAGAUGUCUGGUUUAAGCUUUUUGAUCGUCUUCCACAUAAGACUGUUUACAAGCCAGUGGUUUCCUCUAUGAGAAUGAUGCAAACCGAUGCAGAUAUUGUUUCAUCAAAGCCACAGAUUUUGGAGAAAGAGGAAAUUUUUGUUGAAGAGAUGAAAAUUGAAGAUGAGGGGAGAGUUGUGCAGACCCCUCUGUCCCCUCUGUCCCCUCUGUCCCCUGUACUGAGAGCUGAUGACUGGUUUGUCUUGUUUGAUGUUGUUCCAAGAAUUGUACCCCAAAAACUACCAGCUACUUCUCUCCUGCACGUUAUGGAGAGGGAGACUGAAAAGAAAGAUGUGCCAAGAGUUCAAAUUGUUGAAGAAGUAAUAGGGGUUGAAAGUGACAAAAAAACAGACAAGCUUGCUGUUGAUGACUACCGCAGAGAAGAGAUUUCUUUUGAGACAUUGGUAUCCUCAGAGAAGGUUGUAAUGCAGGAGAGUGUAAUUGUGAAAAAGGGGUCAUCCAGGAUUAAAACAAACGAGCAGACAAUCUCCCAACCAGCCCAGCAAAGAGAGGAUAACUGGUUUAUUUUGUUAGAUGUUGCUACCAAAGCAUCUCCAUACAGAGCACCAGUGGCAGCAGUGACUUCUUAUGGUCAGGCCUAUGUUGCUGCACCCAAAGAAACUUCCUUUAAACCUACAGUGGGGCCUCUUGCUCAAAUACUUCCAAAACCUGAGCCUAAAGUUGAAGUUGAAGUUAAAGUGGCAGAGAAGAGGGCUGAUGCAGUGCAGAUAAAACCAAGGCCUUCUCAGUCACUGCCACAGAGAGAGGACGGCUGGUUUGUUCUGUUUGAGUCCAGAUCAAGGUUAAUCCUCCCAACAGUGCUUCCUGUUAAACCUCCGGUGGGUAUAAGAAAAACUUUGGAUUCGAAAAUAGAAGCCACAGAGACCCAAGUACAGGAGUUGAUAAUUGGUGUGGACAAAACACAAGCUGAAACACGUUCAUUUGAGAGAAGACCUCGUCCAAUCAGAGCCAAGUCUGAAAGAGAGAUAGUAGAUGAUUGGUUUGUCCUUUUUGACAUCAUCCCUUACAAGCCUGUCGCCAAGCCAAAAGCUAUUGUGAGAGAAGUUGCAGCUGUUGUGCCAAAAGCCAAACUAAUUUAUGAUGAGGUAAAGCCACCAGUGUCAGUAACAAGGGUAAAAAAAUCACUACCAAGAAAGAUCGAUGAGGACUGGUUUGUCCUACUGGAUGUCGAGCCUAAACUAAAAGCUGUGGCUAAAUCAGUUCGUUUUUUCCCUGAAGUAAGAACAGCCAAAACAGUAGUGACCAAAGUACAAGAAACAAAAGAGGUUGGAGCUGUUGUGUCAAAACAGAUUUAUGAUGAUACAAAGAAAUUUGUGACAGUAACAAGGAUAAAAAAAUCACUACCAAGAAAGAUCGAUGAUGACUGGUUCAUCCUUAUGGAUGUUACAUCUAAAAUAAAAGCAGUGGCUAAACCAGGCCGUGAAAUAAAAACAACCAAAACAGCAGUAACCAAAGUACACAGAGCACAGCAGACAGCAAGAGUAACAGAGAUGAGGUGGCAGAGAGCAAGUAUGGAAAGGAGAAGACUUCCUGCUACAGUGAGAAAAGUGGCUGAUGAUUGGUACAUUCUCUUGAGCAAGAUCGCAAAAGCACCAGUAUCUACGCCUGCUCGUGUCCGGUUUACCACCAAAGAAAGCAAAAUUGCCACUAAAACGAAGGUGACCAUUUCUGAGAUUCGUCCACGGUUUGAGAGGCGGGUUCAUAAGGAAAGACGCCCCCCCUCUCACAGAAGUGACGAUUGGUUUGUUCUGUUUGAACGGGGCCUCAAGAAGUCAGUGGUGAUCACACAAAGAGGCGCGCGUCCUGUCAGUGCUCCAGUGUUCUCACAGGCUGCUCUGGCUGAGGCAGGGAUCCCCAUGGCCCCUCUGGACCAGCCCCAAACCUCCACCCCCAUCAAGGGCACCCGCCAGGAUGAGAGGCGUCUGGAGGUUACCGUAGAGACAGAGGAGAUCACUAAAAUGGAGACGCUGUCCGAGGUGAAGCCAAUAUGGAGGGACCGUAGAGAAGUACAGUCAGCCCUGAUAACCACUGUCAAUGGGGACCUGAAGCACGAGAGAGAAGUGGCGAGCUCCGAGGUGGUACGAUUGAGACAGAGAAGGGCAAAGAGAAUUGAGGGUGACUCAAUUUAUAUCAGACAUAGCAUUUUAAUGUUGGAGGAGUUUGACAAACCCCAGGAGGACCUGCUCAGACACCAUGCCAGCAUCAGCGAGCUCAAGAGGAACUUCAUGGAGGCGCUGCCCGAGUCGCGACCCAGUGAGUGGGACAAGCGUUUGUCCACACACUCUCCUUUCCGAACGCUGGGGGUCAACGGCCAGCCUCUGCCUGGAGCUGAUGGGAGUGUGUGUGAUAGCCCUCAGUGCAGUGAGUCUAGGACAAACACUACACAGGAGGAAACCAGGAGUGUGUUGAGCUUUUCGGGUGCCUCCAGUCCCACAGUCAGCCACACGAGUGAGCCUGACAGAUCGCAGGACUCUGCAGUCGAGUUGUGCGAUCAAGACGUGGUUGUAGUUUUUGAGACGUCUCUGGUGCCUGUUGUGGAGGUGGAAAUGGCCCAGCUGCCCUGUAAAGAGUUAGAUGCAGCACAUGUGAGGGAGCUCCAAGAGUCACAUCCUGCAGAGGAGGACUGCUCUGGGACAAUAGUUGGAUCGUCUCCUGUCUCCUAUUUCAGGAGUGAUGGUCCCAAGGUCAUGCGCUGCUUUCAGCCCCCCUUGGUGCAGACGCAGACAGUCACCAUCACAGCAGAGUCCUCCUUUUCCAGUGGCAUCUCCACCACAGAGGUCCCUAUCGUCCCAACCCAUUCCAUCACCUAUGAGUCUUCAAAGGUGGAUGGAACAGACGAAGACAAAGAGGUUUCAUCUGAGUCCAGCUCCAAAACGGUGACGUCAGAAACAACCAGUGGCACCACAGUCACCACCACCACAACUCACAUCUCAAAGGCAUUGAAAAGCGGAUCAUCUGAGACUCGUGUUGAGAAAAGAAUCGUCAUAACUGCAGACUCUGACAUUGAUCAAGAGAAGGGAAAAGGAUCUGGAGCCUCUGCAUUGUAACUGAUUGACAUUUCUUAUAUUUUCGUCCAUUGUUUUUCAUCAGUGCGUCUCACAACACUGUGGCUAGCUCUAUGCCCACACAUAUCAAGUAUCUCCCAUAAUUAUUGUUGUAGACAAGUUGUAGAUGUUUUUGUUUUGGUUCAUUUAUACUAGAAAACAUUUUAUGUUUUCUUUGUUCAGCAGCAUUUCCAGUGGUCAUUUUUCGCUUUUACAGGAUUUUAUGUAGUUGUUUUUACAUCUUUUUUUAAACUAACCAUUUCCUUUGUAGCUUUAGACCACUUUAUAAGCAUUUAUUUCCUUGUUAAACAUUCAAGGGAAUUUGUGUUGUUUACAUGUGUAAUAGUUUAGGUUUUCAGAAAUACAUUUUAAGUGACAUACCUCGAAACAAAAUGUGAACAAAUAUAUUCUGUGCCCAAAGGUGGGCUUUGUUCCAGCUCAGGUACAAAAGCAGAUCUAAUUAAUUUCUUCCCUGACCAGCCAAGAACCGGUAGCGUACUCAUUAUUGUAAAGUUUAAAUUAAAAAUUGUUCUAUUUUGAAAUAUUUCUCUAUUUUAUAGAAUUAAUGCUUUUAUAGUGUUUGUACAAAUUAAGGUUUUUAAGUUAUACAUAUCCAUUUUCUCAAAUUGUGGGUUACUGUUGUGUUGUGUAUUAUUUGGCAUCAUUAAUUUUUAACAUCGUCUUGAUUUUAAUUAGUCUUGUUUGCUCUGUAAAUCCACAUACCUAUCCUGUCAUUUACUCAACAUAUCUUACACUGGUAUGUUUCCCUCAACUUAAUGUUGAAAAAUGUACAUCUGGUUUAAUUUAUCAUCACUGGUCUUUGUAUCUCAGGUUUUGUAACAGACCCUUUCACGAUUGUAUGAAGAAUGUGUUUGUAUGUCCCUUCUUGCUCUAAAUGUGCAUCUUUGUUGUGUCAAUGAUAAUAUGCACAUUCAAAGUGAAGAUUUUACAGUGUGUGUGGCUUUUUCCUAGAAACACAUUUUCUAUGUGAUUCAUAUAGCAGAACUGUGUGGUUUAAUGUAAUGCAUUUUUCAACAGAAGCAUGUUUGAAGGCUCUUGUGACUGGACACCAUGUUAAAUGUAUUUGAUUCCAAAUCAACUUUGUAAAGCCUUGUACCACCAUCAACAUAGAUCACAUGUCACUUGGUGUUUUCUGUACUUCUGCUGUAGAAGAAACGUACGCUUACAAAAUAUCAAUUCUUUGUAAUAGCAUGUUAGCACAUUUUUAAUCCCCUAAAAAGCCAUUGGUAUUGUAGCAACUUGGAAAAUUUAUCAGUAGUUUCCACUUAAAAAUGUUUUUAGACUAUGAAAAAAUAUUGUUGGGUUGUGAUUUAUCCCUGUCUUUUUAUGAAGAAAAAUAAAAUGUGCAUUUUGCAUUUA